AUAAUCAAUCCAUCCCUUCCCAUCGCUCUGUCACUCGUUUCAUCGUUCGCUUUCUUUUCUCCCCACCAGACGCUUCUGCCCUCAGCUUCUCUCGAGCUGUCUCCCCUGUGUUGCCAUUCUUUCUCUCUUCCUAUUUUCUCUUGCUUUCCUUCUCUUCCUCCCUUCUUCAGCCUGGCGCUGCUUCGAACACCCGCGAAUUUUUCGAUCAAAUUUCCCGUUCCCCCGUUGAGGCCCACGUCACCACCUGUCAACGGCUUUGUCUCUUCAAAACUGACAGGCAAGCUCCGUCGGACGGUCGAGAGUUUCGCUUCUCAGCGCAUCUGCCACCCUUUCCAUGUCGCGACCUGUUAACCUUCUCGAGGCGUCAAUCCGUGAUUUCAGUUCAUUGAUAACAUCGUGACGGCACACCACCUGCAAGUCCCGUGCAAUCAUCAUACAGAAAAUUACCCCAAGACUCGAGCUCGUCGCCAGGGAAGACUCCUGGACGCAAACACACAAAAUUCCCACCCGUCCCAUUUGGAUUCAAUAUCUUUUGGUGGUGGGGGAGGAAUCGCGUCGAGUUUUGAAUUCUUUAUUUUUGUCUUGAAUAAAACUGGAGCCACGACCAUCUCGCUGCGAUUGCUUUGAUGGUUACUCGACCACCAACCCACUCCUCGCCAUCCCUUCACAAGCCGCCUCCGUUCCACGAUCGGCGUCAAAGCACAAUGGCACGCAUCAACAUAGAUAACUUAGUUGGCGACCCUUUUGCAUUGGCAUCCAUCUCGAUAUCAUUGCUUGCAUGGCUAAUUACGUUCAUCUCCGCUAUCAUCUCCGACGUCCGCGGCUUUUUCCCAAAUAUAUACUGGUGGACCAUUGCUUAUCAACUGCUCUGCAUCCUCGGUAUCUCAUAUGUGAUGGCAACGGGCACGAGCCAUAUCUAUAGCACUGCGAUUGUCGGAUAUGUCUCAUCAGCCUUUGCUUUCACCACGUUCGCGGUCGACGUCAUGCUAAAAGAUAAGUCCGGAUCAAAGGAAGCUGCAGGAGCUGGGUUUAUCCUGCUAUCCAUCAUCAAUAUCAUUUGGAUCUUCUAUUUUGGCUCUACAGCUCAGCCACGUCCUCGUACCUACAUUGAUUCGUUCGCCAUGCAUAAAGAGCAGCCAUCAUAUCUCAAUCCGAGCCAGAUGUCCAACCACUACAACAAUCGCCCCGACACCACCCUUUCUAGCCAACCGCCGCAGAUGUAUACCUCUGCUCAAUUAAACGGAUUCGAAACGUCGUCGCCCAUACCAGGUUACGGGGGCGGACAAACAGGUCAGUCCGGAGCAUCCGGUCUGGGCAAUUCCCAGGUGAACUUGGCAGCCAACGGUAGCGCAACCGGAGAUGCUUCCAACGAAGUCAGCCCGCCUACCGAAUACCCUUACCGUGCAAAGGCGAUCUACUCGUAUGAAGCGAACCCAGACGAUGCAAACGAAAUCAGUUUUACAAAACACGAGAUCCUUGAGGUAUCUGAUGUGAGCGGGCGGUGGUGGCAAGCGAAGAAAUCGACGGGAGAGACAGGCAUUGCCCCGUCGAACUACCUGAUCUUGCUAUAA
Messenger RNA from Coccidioides posadasii C735 delta SOWgp, 1571 nucleotides. The record is from RefSeq and is a predicted model, not a curated record. NCBI's taxonomy places the organism in Eukaryota, Fungi, Ascomycota, Eurotiomycetes, Onygenales, Onygenaceae.